Aspergillus terreus NIH2624 is the source of this 381-nucleotide messenger RNA. RefSeq lists its product as uncharacterized. The record is from RefSeq and is a predicted model, not a curated record. The transcript has a single exon. Gene Ontology annotation, cellular component: membrane. NCBI's taxonomy places the organism in Eukaryota, Fungi, Ascomycota, Eurotiomycetes, Eurotiales, Aspergillaceae. The coding region runs from base 1 to 381 and encodes 126 amino acids.
AUGUAUGCGACGUGUAUCCCACUGUACAACCGGAUCAAACCCACGAGUCAGCCCACCAAGAGCCAGAUAGAUGCGCUGAUACCUGUGUCCGCACGCUGGAAAAGAGAUAACUACAACCACCUCUUCGAGCAGCCAACCCAAUUCUACACGGUUGCGUUGGCGCUAGCAAUUACCUGCGGUGGCAAGAUUGAUCAACUUAACUCGAUUCUGGCCUGGAUCUGCGUUGGCACACGCGUUGUGCACAGCUUGGUCCACCACCACAAAUCAUAUAAUGACGCGAUUUGGCGUGUUUGUUCUGUCGUCAAGCAUUUUGGCGGUUAUGACUGGAAGACUGGCCAUGCUUAUUACGAACCCUCCAACCGCCAACUGAGAGUCAGCUAG